Molecule: messenger RNA, 3795 nt
Organism: Cetraspora pellucida
Lineage: Eukaryota; Fungi; Glomeromycota; Glomeromycetes; Diversisporales; Gigasporaceae
Source: the annotation of a GenBank genome assembly
AUGAAAGAUAAAGAGAUUAAUAUGAAAUAUUGUCAUGAUACAACUUGUAAAUUCAUAUUUCCAUAUUUUCAUCAAGAACAAGAAACUCGUGUCAAUAUUCAUACUCGUGUUUACAUACACUUAGCACGAGCUUUAAAUCGUACAAUGGUUUUAGCAAACGUUGGUAAUUCAACUGUCCGUGCAUGUUCUUCAAAUUCAUUCGAUUUUUAUUAUGAUACAGGAGCAUUACAAAAACAAUAUCCUGAUAUUCGAUUUAUAACACAAGAUAAAUUUUCAGAAUGGUCAAAAGAAAGAAAAAUAAGUCCAAUUACGCAACAUUCAUGGAUGAUUCAAGAUGGUAGAAAUGAUUCUUUAACAGUUAGAGAAAAGAAAACUAUGGAAAUCGAUGAAGGAAUUGAAUUUGGAAUUGAUGAAAAAAAAUCAUUUUGUUUAGAUAAAUUUAAUCUAAACAUUACAAAUUAUAAAGAAUUUCAUACAGGAAUUGUGGAAAAAACUGAGAAUUUAACGGAAUUUUAUCGUGUAAAAUUACCAAAAUUUCGUGAAGAAAUGUUGAAUUUUGUUAUCAACAAUUUAAAAACUCCUCAAAUAAUGGAACAUGAAGUAAUAAUGAUAUUAAACAAAUCUCCUAGAAUAAUUUUUCCUGAAGUUGAUAAAGUAAUUCCAUAUUCUCCAUAUAUUAUUGAUCAAUCUAUGAAUAUCAGAAGAAAAUUAAAACCAUAUAUAGCUAUUCAUUGGAGAAUGGAAGAAGGUGAUCCAAUAUUGAUGCCAGAAUGUGCCGAGAGAUUAAUUACAAAGGUUAAAGCAAUUCAAAAGUUGCACAAAAUAAAAAAUGUUUACCUUGCAACGGAUUUUCCAAUUAACGGUGGUAAAGCUCAAUCACAAACAUUUCUUGAAAUUUCAGAUUCUCAUAAAAAAGCUAUGGAAAUACUUGGAUUAAAUGUUAAUACUGAAUUUAAUGGUGCUGGUAUACAUGGAAUACUUGAUAAAUUAAUUUGUAUACAAGCCGAUUAUUUCUUAAGUGGUACAAAAGGUUGUGCUAGGUUGGAUAGUUCUUUCACAAGAGCUAUCCCUUUAAUACGUAUCAAUAUAGUUAUGACAUACGGUGAGUCUUAUAAUCCAAGGGCUCAUAUCGCCCAAUAUCACCAAUGGACAAAUGUUAGUACUAUUCUGGAUCUUAAGGAUAAAUUAGCCACUGUUAAAUUUGCUCUGCAACCAGAACGCACCAGUGGUCUUUAUAUGUUGGAGAAAAUGUAUAAGAUCAAGAAUCUAUUUUCUAUUGAUAAAAGAUUUCCUGUGGAAGAAGCUUACAUUGAUUUACAAUUCUCUGACUGGCCCAUUAUAUUUGAGCAAAUAAGAAAAGCAUUGAAUUAUAGAAGUUCGGAAAAUUGUUUUGACGAUGAAAAUGGUAGUAAGGCUUUUUUAUCUUACGAAAAUUUCGAAGAUUACAUCUGUGAAGAUUCUUUGAAGAAACAAGACACCAACGAGAGGAGGGAAAAGUUCGAACGAGCAUUCGAAUCUUAUUUUUCGAGUAUCGUAGAUAUUGAAAAAAGAAUUAAUAUGGGUAUUGGCGUAUAUACCCGGGAAAUUUUCGAAAACGAAUACCAACUCAAAUGGGAUCAUAAUAAGGCUCCACCAAGAUUAUUAAGUCCACGUCAGAUUCUUAACUCUAUCACUAACGCGGGUUAUGAUUAUACAAGAUACGCGGCUUAUAUUGAGAUUAAUGAUCGAACAUUAACCUUACACCGAUAUUCAGAUUUUCAUUCUCUUUUGAAUUUGAGCGAACUUAAUAAAUACUUAGAUUAUCAACUUAUCCUUAAAGAUCAAGAUCUCGGUAAAAUCGCUUUCCUUUCCCAUCAAGAUUACCCCGAAAGUAAAUACAUCAUCUAUUUUUAUGAAGAUGCUAGCACUUUAUUUGCUACCAUUAUUUCUGAUUCUAAAUUCCCACAAGAUCCAAACAUUAAUUCUUGUGAUUUUCAAACGACAAAAUAUUCAACCGUCUUAAAAUACUGGUGUGGCAAGCCUUAUAUUCCAAAAAAUCAAUUAAUAAAAAAUCUUAAACAAUUGAAACUAAACAUUAAUCAAUGUAAUAAUAAGAAAACUUUUUGUUUGACAAAUAAAAAUGAAACAAAUUGUACUAGCACUUUUCCAUCAGAAACACCCCCAACAAUUAGAUUUCCACCUACAAGUGACCCAAUCCCUCUGAUACCAAAUCUAGGCAAUGGAUACACUGUCAUGUUUCGAAAUCAACCAUAUUUGAGUACUGAUUUAGUUGGUUCAUUAUUGAUUAAUUUGAACAAUACUAUUUCUACCAUUUCAGUCAAAGCAUUAUUAUAUGAUGGAUCUGAAAUACUCGCAAUAACUAAAAUAAAAUAUGAUGGAAAUUCAAUUGAAUUACCUUUUUCACUUACACCAAUUAAACCAAAAUUGGAGGCACAUGAAGUCAAAAUUUUAUUCUACAUUGAAGAUAUGUUGGCUCAUAUUUCAUACACAAAGCUUUAUGUUCUUCCCGUAGGACCAAAAACUGUCAAGAUUGAUCGGUUAUACGGCGGAAUUUUGACCUCAACAAAUGAAACAAUUUUUCCAGUCGGACCGUAUGUUGAUAUUGGUGGAUGGUUAGAAAAGGGAAAUAUUCAAACCAACCUUCAAACUCUCAAGGAUCAGAAUUUUAAUAUCAUUAAUCCUGAUCCACCAUAUCCAAAUAUUUCAUUCGUUCACCAAAUGUUUCAAGCAGCUGAUGUAAUAGGUGGAAUAUAUAUUCAAUUUUCAUUUCGACAUGAUUAUACUGAUAUUCAAAAGGUUAUAAAUCAAGUAAAUCAGUUUAAGAAUUAUUCAAGUUUACUUACAUGGUAUAUCGCGGAUGAACCAGAUGGUGAAAAUUGGACAAAUAGGUCUUCUGCAGUUUUCGAGGCAUAUGAUGUUAUAAAAAAGAUAGAUCCAUAUCAUCCAGUCUCUUUAACGUUAAAUUGUAAAUAUAGUUCUGCAUUUUAUGCUGAUGCUACUGAUGUAUUGGGCACUGGUAUGAUUUUAUUCUCUUCCUCGGUAAUUCUUUUAAAUACUUUAUUGAAGAAAAUUUUAUUAUUAGAUGUUUAUCCAGUCGGUGUAAAUAUGUUACCCUGUACGGAAUAUAGUGAUGUAUGUGGCUGUGAUGAUUGUAUAGGAAGCGUUACACUUGAUAUACCUAAACGAACUCAACAAUAUAUAAAAGAUUUGACUCUAAUAGGCCGAGAAUUUAUUAUAAAAUGGAUGGCACUUCAAGCUUUUUAUGAUCAAAAUGCUUGGUGGGAAAGGGCACCAACAUCCCAAGAACUCAGUGUUAUGUGGCAUAUUUCAAUUAUCUAUGGAUAUAAGUGUCUUAUGUUUUGGAGAUUUCCUUUUUUUCUUGAUCAUUCAGUAAUUGAUCAAAUCAUCGAUUUAAGUAAAGAGAUUAAAGAACUUUCAAAUUAUUUACUUUUUAUGCCACAACUCUCAUCUUCUCAUAUAGUAAUUUCACCUGAUAAUGACAUUUACGUUGGUGUAUGGAUGUCAAAAAAUCAAAAUAAAAUUUUGUUAAUAGUAGUUAACGGUGACAAGAAACUUUCUGUAAAUUUUAGAAUAACUAUCAAAGAUUUGAUUUGUUUGGGUUUACUACCCGGGAUUGGAAGAAUAGAUAAUGAAACAACUAUCAAAGUAUCCAUUAAAAAUGGCGUGUUUGAAGGAAAUUUAAAGAAAUAUGGUGUUGGGACUUUUAUUUUUGAAAAAAAAUUGAUCAAUAGAGCCUAUACAAACUGUUAUGAUAUUCAGGCAUCUAAAGAAUAG